Amoebophrya sp. A25 is the source of this 326-nucleotide messenger RNA. Lineage: Eukaryota; Dinophyceae; Syndiniales; Amoebophryaceae. The record is from the annotation of a GenBank genome assembly.
GUCCGACUGUCGUGACUAAGAGAGAGCAGAGUAAUGAGCAGAAUGCUUGGAGUACCUCAGGUUCUGGCUGGAUCUCCGGAGAGGCAGUUUCGCUACUUUUAGAAGGUCAGAAUUCCUUCUUGUUGGGUAGUAAAAAUAGAGUCCAACAUCAAGAACAUCAUGAACAGCAGGAGAUGAAGCCCUAUUACCCUCUACACGGAGGUGGCGCGCCGAUUAUGUUUGAUCUGACUGACGCACGCGCGGAAUACCAUCAAGAAUCAUGCUCCUCGGAAGCUAGUGCAGGUGAAGAGCAGGUCGAAGUAGUUGAUCUUCUUGCUGAAAAGAGC